Molecule: messenger RNA, 540 nt
Organism: Pochonia chlamydosporia 170
Lineage: Eukaryota; Fungi; Ascomycota; Sordariomycetes; Hypocreales; Clavicipitaceae
Product: MARVEL-like domain-containing protein
Exons: 2
Coding region: 1-540 (179 amino acids)
Cellular component (GO): membrane
Source: RefSeq, a predicted model, not a curated record
AUGGAGAUUCCCGCUUUUCUCAAGCUGGUCCUUGUUGGUGCCAUUGCUUUACUCAAUAUCAUAACAUUGGGCCUCCUAGCAUAUGUCGUUAAUUCGUGGAAUGGCUCCCGAUAUGGCGGCUGGGGGUACUACUACCACGUCAGCUCGCCUUCUCAGGUCAACUUUAUGCUCUUCAACACCAUCUGGACCAUCCUUGUUCUGGUCUACCUGGCCGUUGUUCCUCGCCUCAUGUCAUCUUUGUACCACAGCAUCGUUGCUCUGCCGCUGUUGGGUAUUAGCACUCUCUUCUGGUUUGCUGGUUCUAUUGCUCUUGCUGCUCUCAUCGGCGCUGGCAAUUGCAAUGUCGCCUCUGUUUGUGGCCCGUACAGGGCCGCGCAGGCAGCUACUGCCUUCGGUUUCUUCAUCUGGGCCAUGUUCACAGUUCUCACCGUUUUCGAGCUACUCGCCCUCCUCAAGCACGGCUUCAAGAAGGGCUCUAAUCCCGAGAGCACUGGCAACCAAAUGACCACUCAGACGGCUCAGACGUAUCCCGGCGCAUAA